Molecule: messenger RNA, 1684 nt
Organism: Acomys russatus (golden spiny mouse)
Lineage: Eukaryota; Metazoa; Chordata; Mammalia; Rodentia; Muridae
Gene: Stac3
Product: SH3 and cysteine rich domain 3
Exons: 13
Coding region: 486-1580 (364 amino acids)
Biological process (GO): positive regulation of voltage-gated calcium channel activity; skeletal muscle contraction; positive regulation of protein localization to plasma membrane
Cellular component (GO): extrinsic component of cytoplasmic side of plasma membrane
Molecular function (GO): protein binding
Source: RefSeq, a predicted model, not a curated record
GCUGUGCUCUCAGCUGUCCACUGUUCUCCAGCCCUGUCACUUCAACGCUGCCACCACAGCGAGAGGCUGCGAGGCCUAGUGAUACUGUCUGGGUGGCUGGUGUGAGUCCAGAAGGUACUGGGGGCUUAGCCCUGAAGGAGGAGGACUAGCCUUCCCCAGGACCACCAUCAAGGUCUUAGGGAACUCCCUCCUCCUACCCUGAACUGACUUAGGGAGUCUGAGAAGUAAGGCAUCUCUCCAUCCCUUCAUCUCCCCAAUCCUGAGUCUGUUCGGCUUCUUCGUCUCUCUCCUUAUCUGUUUCGGCGUUAGGAAGGUUGAGAAACAAGAAGCCAACAGCCUUGAUUACCAUACUGGACUUGAAGACCCUGGAGCUGUCCCCUCGACGUGGAGAGAUAAGUGGCCACCCUACUGUGUGCAGCAAGAAUACAGGAAUAGAAGAACAGCAGUCAGAUUAGACCUCAUAGUGGGGUCCGUCCUCUUGUAAGAUGACAGAAAAGGAGGUGGUGGAGUCGCCUCAACCCCCCUUUCCAGAAGAGACUCCACAAGGUGGGCUACAGCGACUGAAGCAGCUGUUCAAGAAGGGCUCUCCAGAGACGGCGGAGACGGAGCCUCCCCCAGAGCCACAGGCCAAUGGCGAGGCAGUGGGGGCUGGGGGUGGACCCAUCUACUAUAUCUAUGAGGAGGAGGAGGAAGAGGAGGAGGAAGAGGAACCACCCCCAGAACCUCCUAAGCUUGUCAAUGACAAGCCCCACAAAUUCAAAGAUCAUUUCUUCAAGAAGCCCAAGUUCUGUGAUGUCUGUGCCCGGAUGAUCGUGCUCAAUAACAAAUUUGGGCUCCGGUGUAAGAACUGCAAGACCAACAUCCAUGAACAUUGUCAGUCCUACGUGGAGAUGCAGAGGUGCUUUGGCAAGAUUCCACCUGGUUUCCGCCGGGCCUAUAGCUCCCCGCUCUACAGCAACCAACAGUAUGCAUGUGUCAAAGAUCUCUCUGCUGCCAAUCGCAACGACCCCGUGUUUGAAACCCUUCGCCUCGGGGUGAUCAUGGCAAACAAGGAACGGAAGAAGGGACAGGCAGAUAAGAAAAAUCCUCUAGCAGCCAUGAUGGAGGAGGAGCCAGAGUCAGCCAGGCCCGAGGAGGGCAAGUCACAGGACGGAAACAAUGCAGAAGGGGACAAGAAGGCUGAGAAGAAAACAUCUGAUGACAAACACAAGCAGCCUGGCUUCCAGCAGUCUCAUUACUUUGUGGCUCUCUAUCGGUUCAAAGCCCUGGAGAAGGAUGAUCUGGAUUUCCCGCCAGGGGAGAAGAUCACAGUCAUCGAUGACUCCAAUGAGGAGUGGUGGCGGGGGAAGAUCGGAGAGAAGGUCGGAUUCUUCCCUCCAAACUUCAUCAUUCGGGUCCGGGCUGGAGAGCGUGUGCACCGUGUAACCAGGUCCUUUGUGGGGAACCGCGAGAUUGGGCAGAUCACUCUCAAGAAGGACCAGAUCGUGGUGCAGAAAGGAGAUGAAGCCGGCGGCUAUGUCAAGGUCUACACGGGCCGCAAGGUGGGGCUGUUCCCCACUGACUUCCUGGAGGAGAUCUAGGUGUGGGCGCCUGCUAGCGGGAGACACGCUUGCCCUGGGCGGGGCCCAGGGAGGGUAGCAGGGGGCCGGGGCCAGGGGACUACUGGAUGAGAAGAGCAGGAAAG